GUCCUUUUAAAAUAUCUUGUAUUGAUCUUUAUCAAUCAGAGUUGAAUCGAUUUGUUAUGUUUGAGUGGUUACCUGUCGUUACAAUCACUUCCGGUUACACCUGAGGCAGACGACAGGAUGAGAAAAGUUGCAGUAGUUACGGGUGCGAACAGGGGCAUUGGUCUCGCCAUCGUACGCCAGCUAUGUAAAAAAUUCAGCGGUGACGUAUAUUUAACAAGCAGAAUGGCAGACAAUGGUAAAAAGGCUGUAGACAGAUUGAAACAGGAAGGUCUUAAUCCUAUAUUCCAUGAACUUGACGUCUCACAGCCAGACAGUAUUCGCAUGUUUGAGGAGUUCAUUACCCAACAAUACGGCGGAAUAGACAUACUUAUUAACAACGCUGGUAUCAGUUUUGGAAAGGAUAAAGUCCCAGUUUUUAGACAAGCACAACUGUGCUACGAAGUUGAUUUCAUGGGAACUUUAAACAUGUGUAAAAUAUUUCUUCCCCUGUUACGGCCGCAUGCCAGAAUUGUAAAUCUUACAAACAGUUACAUCGGAAAGAAAAGUGCACUCGGUGAACAUGCGCAGAAUAAAUUGGACGUUUCAACAAUGUCACUGUCAGAUUUGUGGCUAAUUAUGGACUUUUAUAUAAAAGCUGCAAAGACAGGAACGCAUGCAAAUGGUGGGUGGCCAGAAUCCCCUAAGCAAAUGACAAAAACUUUAAUAGUUGCAAUGACAAAAAUUUUAUCACGUGAUUUAAAAGGCGACCCAAGAAAAAAUAUACUCAUCAAUGCUUGUUGUCCGGGAUGGACUGACACCGAUGGUAGUGUGGAGUUUUUGGGUGGGGUCUGCCAGGAUACUGGCUUACAGACAGCCGACCAAGCCGCAUCCGGUGUCGUCUGGGUGGCAUCGAUACGACCAGGACAAAGUUCUCCAAACGGCGGAGUGGUACAAAAACAAGAAGUUAUAUCUUGCGACUUUUAGUGCAAAAGUGUCACACGGUAACUACACUAAAUGGAUUUAGCCAUAGUUUGCAGUUGUUAAGAAAUCGCACGAAAAGAUCGGUUAUGAUUAUUAAUGAGUAGUUAAAAAUUGUGUAAUAUAAUGAUAAGAAAGAGAACAUGUGUUAACGAAAAAAAAUGUGAACUUUAGAAACAUUUUAAGCCCAGGGUCACACGAUGUACGCUGCAGUUAUUUGUAUUGACCCAUUAACAGAACUUUAGUUUAAGCUAUCAUAGAUUAUUAUCAAGUGUACUACACUCUGUACGAAAUGAUUUAAUAGAAAACACUACGAAAACCAUGGUUUUCUUCUUUUUUUGUUUUAAAUAAGUGCACACAAUUAAAAUGUUAUGUUAAUUCCCCAAAAAAAUGUGAACCCGUCCACCAGACGUUUGGACAAUAGAUAUUGUAGAGAUAUGGAGGUAGAUUCAAUAUCAUUUUGUACAAAAUCACAAAGAAAGCCUUAACUAUAUCAGUUAAUUUGAUAGUUUACUUAUAUAAUUAAAUAGACUGAAAUAUUUA
Mytilus californianus (California mussel) is the source of this 1500-nucleotide messenger RNA. Its product is annotated as carbonyl reductase [NADPH] 1-like. The coding region runs from base 118 to 963 and encodes 281 amino acids. The record is from RefSeq and is a predicted model, not a curated record. The transcript is spliced from 2 exons. Lineage: Eukaryota; Metazoa; Mollusca; Bivalvia; Mytilida; Mytilidae. Gene Ontology annotation, molecular function: oxidoreductase activity.